Messenger RNA from Phytophthora nicotianae INRA-310, 2289 nucleotides. RefSeq lists its product as hypothetical. The transcript has a single exon. The coding region runs from base 1 to 2289 and encodes 762 amino acids. The record is from RefSeq and is a predicted model, not a curated record. Lineage: Eukaryota; Oomycota; Peronosporomycetes; Peronosporales; Peronosporaceae.
AUGUCUCCACAGAAGAAGAAAGGAAAAACGCGUACACCACGGCCAAUGCCUCGUCCACUUAAGCUGAAACAAGCCAAACUCAAGCAGCCAGAUCCUCGUCAGCGCUAUCUUCCGUCCUACGAGAUAGAACUUGGUAUACAGCCUGUGCCAACACUCAGUGGAGAUGUGUCAGAGGCGCUAUGCAAGUUUUGUAUUGCUUUUGGAAGAGAGGAAAAGCCGCAAAACGCUGCCGGUCCCUUCGAAGCCCUGUUGACAAAUGAAAAGCGAAAACAAGCAACAACUAAAAAAGCCUUCCGAUCCUUUCGCAGAGACAACAUCAUCAGCCACAUGAAAGAUCAACACAAGACUAAAUAUGAAGAGUUCAUUUCACUACCAAAUGGAAGUCGUUUGCGUCUUAGUUUUUUCGAUCUUCCUACAAUGAUGGAUUCUUUUCUUGGUGGGACUCGCAGCUGCCAUCUCGAAAUCCCCAAUGGCAUUGUCGAAUUAAUUCGCGAGCUCUAUUUUAAUGGCGACGGAGUGGUUGCUGAUGUUGUACUCAGUGCCGGCAAUAUACUCGGUGUUGACAAUAUACGCGGUGCUGAAAAUGCACUCAGUGUUGACACUGUACUUCAAGAUGACUUCAUAGCUGGAGUGGAGGCAGACGAAUUUGUAGAAGAAACGGAUUCCAAGCACCUACUUGUGAUCCCCGAUCGACUCCAAUUUGAAACCGUUAUUAAAUGCUCCAAUGCUAUGGUGAGCUUUCGUUCUAUUACGCGUGUGUUUGGGGUAUUUGGUGAAGCUCUUAAAAAUUCCAGACUAGGUCGACCCACUGAAUACAUAGUUGGUCGGUACAUCCGCUCUCUGGUAGCCAUCAACCUGACUGCUCUACGUAUCAUUUUGUCCAAUGUUUGGGGGUUCUCUUUGCUUGUUGAUGGAGCCACGCAUGGAUCCGAGGGGUACUUUGACGUACGUGUGGCAUUCGAACUCAGCGGAACCAUUUUCGACCAGCAUUUGCUGGCGAUACCUAUGGGCAAUCUUUCACACAAGGCUGUGAACUAUGCAGAACGUGUGCUCGUAGUGCUGAGUAAACUCGGAGAUGACAACUUGCUAAGGAAACUGAUUGGAAUAACCAGUGAUGGAGCAGCCACGAUGUUGGGGUGCCACGGUGGAUUUGCCAAGCUUAUCGAGCAGGCGUGCGGUGACCUGGGCGAAGGCGGCGUCUCCGUUAACUGGUGCGGUAGUCACCAGCUUAACUUGGCUGUGGGUGUUUUCAUUGAUGCUCUCAUUGACUUAGUUAAUUUCCGUUCUAUCCUCGGCGCAGAGAUUACGUUUACGAGGAAGUUUGAAAGUGUACGCUCGUGUAUAGGUAUAUGUCCAACAUACGCAAAUACGCGUUGGGAAUCGAUUUCGGAGUGUUGUGAUUUUCUCUCAAGUAACUACGAAGAAAUUAUGCAAUUGCACAAGACAAAAGGCGUCACUGCACCAAGCAGCUCGUGGUGGCUGAUCCUUUUUGCUAUUGGAGAGCUGGUAGAGAAGAUCAAACAGUGCUUCCGAUCUAUGCAGUACAGGACAGUUACGAUGAAGGACCAGUACGAGGCACUGGAGUACCUCGUGAAGUACUUCCAGAUGAAGUUUGAAGAGCAGCUUGAAGGUGAGGAUGCCUCUGUCAGUAUCUUUAAGGUCGCCAAACAUAUCGGAAACGCCGCGUUGUACUCUUCGGCAUUGUACAAUGAGAAAAUCGAUGAAAUUGAACAGCACCGUCUAGAAAAUGGUCUUUCGAAUGCAAUUACCGGCUUUAUUACGGGUAUUAACGAGAUCAAGAUCGAAGUUAAAGGGGCAAUAACAGCUACAACAUCUACAACGCCAAUCGAUAUAAUCGCUAUGGAAGACAUGACGGAGUUCCGACAACUGAUACUUCCUUACCGGAACAGACUCAGACGUCAAUACGGAAGUGGUGUAAUUAGUUGUAUUUGGAAGCAAGUCCGCAAGCUGAGAGAAACGUACGAAUUCGACUCGACCUUCAAGGACAUCGUCGAUAGGUCGUGCAAUAGAGAUAUAGUCCAGGCGUGGAAGCUUGUGGAUGCAAAAGGCGAGUAUACUCGCUUAGUUUCGUUUGCACUGGGACUGGCCUCAAUUCCACCUGGCACUCAUACCGUUGAAGGUGACUUUAGCUCACUUAAAGGGGUCAAAAGCGCCCACCGUGGGUCGUUGUCUAACUACGCGCUAGAAGGUCAGCUACAAGCAAAGCAGUACUUUGAGUUGAUUUCUCUCGCAAACUCCGUUGGGGCUAGAUCCCCCAUAGAAAAGUGA